AUAGAGGUCGAAUGUAUCGAAAGGUUUUACGUUGUCGUUUCAGCGGGCGCUAAACUCAGGGGCGCUCGUAUUUGAAUUUCGGAUAAAAAAUAAAACCAUGUAAACUGUUAGAAGUUUAAGAUGACUAACAAAAACACACAAACAAGGAUGACAGUUGGGCUGAGAGACGGCAUCGGUUUCGAUGACCCGAAUAAUUCGGGCAGAAAGCUUGACGGUUGUGACGAGGAGGAGAGCGGAGAUCAGGGGAGCGAGGAGCGUAGUACAAAGAGAGACGGAUUGGAAAUUCAUACUCAAUCAACUACGGGCUGCAACAGUUCAGCAUCGGUUAUUACCACCUCCGUAUCGAACUCGUCUGGACCUUGCUCGAGCCAACAGCCCCGGUCCUCGACAGCACCGAGUCACGACCAGCAUCAUUUUCUGAGAUCCAGCGUUCGACCCCCGAGCAAACGAAUCCGGAAGGAUUCCAUCGCCCCAACUAUCAAUGGUCACAACGGGGCGAAAUCGAAAGGUUCAGAGAAUGGUCCCUCUCACCAGGUGUCGGCUGGUCAGUCCGGCUCCACGUCAGGCUCUACGGGACCCUCAGGCAAGGCUGCCCCUAGAGGCCAAGGACCCGGGGACAAGGAGGAGCCAGUGGGCAGCCAGAAGAGACCCAGGAGACAGUGGGAGUCCUGGAGUGCAGAGGACAAGAACAGCUUCUUCGAAGGGCUCUACGAGCAUGGGAAGGACUUUGAGGCGAUCCAGACAAACAUAGCGUUGAAGCAUAAGAAGGGGAAGCCAGCCAGCAUGGUGAAGAACAAAGAGCAAGUCCGACACUUCUACUACCGCACCUGGCACAAGAUCUCCAAGCACAUCGACUUCGCCAACGUGUACUCCCGUGUGCUGAAGAAGUCCUCUCAGGAGCUGUACGGUCUCAUCUGCUACGCUGAGCUAAGGAAGAAGGUUGGAGGAUUGAUGGACGAUAAGAACGUGGCCAAGCUUAACGAGCUCAUCCAACAGGGGGCGACCACAGUGCGUUCUAAAGGCAGGAAUCUGCGCAUCAAAGCUCCCAUGUGCCGUGCGCUCAAGAGGCUGUGUGACCCAGAUGGAGUGAGUGAUGAAGAGGACCAGAAGCCUGUGCGUCUACCUCUGAAAGUUGCUGUGGAGCUGCAGCCGCGUAGCAACCACUCCUGGGCCCGUGUCCAGAGUCUGGCCCAUAAUCCUCGCCUCAGGAUGGUGGUGGAGCUGCAUAGGAAGGUGUCCAGCCUGAUCGAGUUCCUGAAACAGAAGUGGGAUGUCCAGGAUCAGCUCAUCCUGAAGAGCCUGCAGGAGCGCGAGGCGUUAGAGGGAACCCAACAGCACAGUGGUGGCGGUAGCGGCAGCCCUGCUCUUCCCUGCAGAGCAGACGAGGACCUGUUCCUGUACCCAGCUGAGACCAGCACCCUGACCGCCCUGCCCAGCGUAGCCCGUGUGGUCCACUCCAAGGCCUCCUGCACCGUCCACUGGCAGGAGAGCGGCAAGCCCCGGCCCGGCCCCAAGGAGCUGAUCCCCACCGCCCAGAUUCUGGGCAUCCAGGGGGCCCCGCUCCUCCUCCUCCCUCGGGGGGGUGUGGCCAAACCUGGGUGGGGCGGUGGUGGUGGGGAUGCUCGACGGGUAGGGGGCGAGACCCCUGUAUCCAUGCCUGAAGGAGGAACGUCGGGAGGAGGAGUAGGGCCAGAGCACAAGAAUCUGAACCAGAUAACAUCUCCUUCUCCUGUACGUCCUCUUCCUUCUCCUUCGUCUUUGCUGCUGUUGUCUAUGGCUCAGAAACAGGAGGGUGGUGCAGCCGCGGGGCAGGUGGAAGGGGAGAAGCGGCUGGGGGGAGGACCAGGGGUAGGGAAGGCCUUGGGGGCCAAGGAAGGAGAUGGGGACUCCAAUUCUCAGGGCCAGGGGGAAGGUUCUUGCUCUGCUACUGAGCCGUGCAGGCAUGAUGAGCGGACCCCAGGGCUUAACGGCAGUGACAGUGCCUCUCCAGAGAGGAACUCCCUCCCCCUGUUGGACCCCCUGGUUCCCACCACACCUCCACUGGCAACGGUGCCGCAACAGGUGGAGGAUGUCCCUCCAGACCAGGGGCAGGGGUGGACAGCAGCCCCAGGAAAAGAGGAGGUUGAUGGAGGCAGCACCACAACCCCGGUGUCUGGUGGUCGGUCGGCCCAGCGGAUCUGUGAUGAGGGCUGGAGCUCGCGGGGGUCAGACAGCAACGUGACUCUGGCAGAGCUGUACCUGAUGCUGGGGAAACCUGGGAAACUGCAGCUUCUGUACGAGUGGCAGCCGGCUGCUAUUGCAGCCCCGGAGCUGGGGGAGGAGGGGCUACAGGGACCAGGGCAGACAUGCCCACAGCUACAGUCACCACACCCUCUGCCCCUACCCUCCACCCACCGUGUCCUGCGCUGUCUGCUCCGGCUGGUGUCAUCAGAGGUCAACCCCAAACCUGCUCCAGAGCUGUGCUCCACAGCCGCGUCUCCGGUAAAGCCAUCCCAGGAGGAACAGUCCCUCACCCCCCCAGGCAAGGCCCCGGCUGUGGGGUUACGGAGCCCCAACUGUGGACGACUGCCGCCCCUGGGGGUCCGAGCGGCAAAGCUGAUGUUAACAAACACUGGAUUGUCCGGUCGUAACCUCCCGCGGUCUCUGCUGGUGUCCGGGGGAGACUCAGAUGGUGGGGUGUUUGCCGUUCCCACCACCCUGCCCCCCAACAGCUCCCGACACUCCCGCAUGUUCUCCCCCAACAAGGAGGCCGAGCUCGCCUUCCGACAACAGCUCGACUCCAUCAGCAUGCAGUCAGACAUUUUCCUGCCGAAACAAAGGAAAAACAGGAGCCGGCCACUUCGAAAGCCCCUCGUGGUCCAGAGAACCCUGCUCCCCCGCACCACUGGAGACACUCCUCAACACGUCUGCUCCUUCUCCAUCCUCUCCAACUCAUCUGCCACUGGAACAGGCUCUUUCCGGCCAAUCCAGCCCCGUCUCUCUCCCUCCACCCGCCCCCUCCUCCCCAGAACUCCGCCCAUCACCUCUGGCCCUAGGAUGUCCAGUCAGCUCUCCAGUGCCAUUGACCUGGCAGCCAAGUCAGCAGGCAUCAUCCCAGGCAGCCCCUGUCGGGAGUUGGAGGCCCCCAGUCCAGACGGAAGGCCCCUCUCGACCUCUCACCCUGGAGUGGCGCAUGCUAGUCAUGGUCCUCCCCAGACACAGCUCCUUCAGCAGGCCUCUGAGGUUUCGCUGCAGAACGGCCUCACCCCUCUGUCUCCAGGAGUGGCAGGUGACUCUCUCCUCUCCCCGCCCAGCGUGGCCUCUCUACUGGACAUCUCUCUCCCGGGACCCCUGGAGGAAGCCAUGGCUCCUGGAGGGCCACAAACGCACAUCAGUGACUCAAUCAUUGAGCUGGCCAUCAACUCGGCACACUACGGUGAUGAGGCAUCCCUCUCUCCUGCCAAGCUGAAUGGUAGUGAGUGCUCUAAGCUCCUACCCUGUACCUCAGUCAGCCCCUCCAGAGGCUGGAUCCCUUCCCCCAGCCAUGACCCCCAGUGGUACGCCAACGACUCCACUGACUCUUCAUUUGGUCUGCCUGCUAUCGAGCCUGGUGUCCCCUGAUAAGGGUAGACGAAGCUCCCUUACCCCCUCCAGUGGAACAGCCUCCUCGACCCAGUUUCUGGACUGCAACUCCAUGAUUCCUUUCAGUCCCGCGCCUGCCAGA
Molecule: messenger RNA, 3703 nt
Organism: Salvelinus sp. IW2-2015
Lineage: Eukaryota; Metazoa; Chordata; Actinopteri; Salmoniformes; Salmonidae
Source: RefSeq, a predicted model, not a curated record